GCCAAAAGGCGUUUGGCUGCUUUGCUGUUGUCUUCCUUCAAGCCAGUAUACAGAACAGAAGAAGCCGGGAGGUAGCGAAAAGAGUCGAGUAAGUCGAUUAGGCUGCCUAAUCGACGAGUGACGACGGGAGAAGGAAAACGAAACAACGAAGCACUGCAUUAGGCAGGGAACCUGAUAAAACGAGGCGUGUCAAUGCCCGGGCCUACUUUGGGGAUGGAGACAGUGGAGCCACAGUCAUUGAAGAAGCUAAGCCUGAAGUCACUGAAGCGUGCUCUCGAUCUCUUCUCUCCUAUCCAUGGCCAGCUCCCGCCUCCUGAUCCCGAGAGUAAAAAAAUCCGCAUGAGCCUCAAGAUCAGUAAUGAAUAUGGAGGUGUUAAGCCCGCUGGCCAACCUCCACGCAAAGUUAGUUCUGAUGCCCAGGAUCGUGAUCAACAAGCUCCAGGCUCUUCCAAUGUGCUUGCCCUUCCAGGUCCAGGUGAUUCUAGAAACCCACUGAAUCGAGAUGGUCAAAAUGCUUUGGUUGUUGGUCCAUCUUUGCAAUCAAAGGCACCAAGUAAUGUUGGUCUUUCAGGCAAAAGUACUACAGUUGUUUCUGCCCCUGUUCCAUUCGACAGGAACUUUUCGACCUCUGCUUUGAUGGAAAGAAUCCCAAGUAAAUGGCCACGUCCUGUUUGGCGUGCUCCAUGGAAAAACUACAGGGUUAUUAGUGGCCAUUUGGGAUGGGUGAGAUCUAUUGCAUUUGAGCCAGGUAAUCAAUGGUUCUGCACCGGCUCUGCAGAUCGCACAAUUAAGAUAUGGGAUGUAGCGACUGGGGUGCUAAAGCUCACACUAACAGGACACAUCGAGCAAGUACGAGGUCUUGCUGUAAGCAACAAACAUACAUACAUGUUUUCUGCUGGUGAUGACAAACAAGUCAAAUGUUGGGAUCUAGAACAGAAUAAGGUUAUUCGAUCUUAUCAUGGCCAUUUAAGUGGUGUCUACUGUUUGGCUCUCCACCCCACUAUUGACAUCUUACUUACUGGUGGACGUGAUUCUGUAUGCCGGGUCUGGGAUAUCCGAAGCAAGAUGCAAAUUCAUGCCUUGUCUGGACAUGAAAAUACAGUUUGUUCAGUUUUUACUCGACCAAUGGAUCCACAAGUUGUUACUGGAUCUCAUGACUCAACUAUCAAGUUCUGGGACCUUAGAUAUGGUAAAACAAUGUUGACUCUCACACAUCACAAAAAAUCUGUGCGAGCCAUGGCAUUGCAUCCGAAAGAGAAUUGUUUUGCAUCUGCAUCAGCUGAGAACAUUAAGAAAUUUAACCUUCCAAAGGGAGAAUUUUUGCACAAUAUGCUAUCUCAGCAGAAAACCAUAAUUAACACCAUGGCUGUUAACGAGGAGGGAGUAUUGGCUACAGGAGGUGAUAAUGGGAGUUUGUGGUUCUGGGAUUGGAAGAGCGGUCACAAUUUCCAGCAGACACAAACAAUUGUGCAGCCUGGCUCAUUGGAUAGUGAAGCUGGUAUGUAUGCCCUCUCUUACGAUGUCACGGGCACGAGGCUUGUUUCAUGUGAAGCUGAUAAGACAAUUAAAAUGUGGAAAGAAGAUCCAAAUGCCACUCCAGAAACGCACCCCCUCAACUUCAAGCCCCCUAAAGAUAUCCGGCGAUUCUAGGUUCCAUGCUUCCUUAUGGUUAUCAUUUAAUGAUGUUCUGACAGUAUUUACCAAGAUCUGACACCAUCUGCAUCAAGAGAAGUGCAGAUGGCAUUCUGAUUUGGAACACUUUGAUUGGUAAGAUUAUGGCUGCCUCCAAAUGUGGACUGAAGCAUGUGUUACAGAUUAAGAUUGAGUUGGUAGAAUAGAUUCAGCUGAACCUUACUAAGUUUUUCAGCGGACCGUUGUCUUUCGUAUCUUCCAUUUUCAUUCUAUCUGUUGCACUUCAUAAUCUGUGUGGAUGAUUAUGUAGAAAAGCAAUUUAAAACUUUCGUGACUGAAUCGUCGGUUUGAAGUGUUGAGAUAUGGUCGGUAA
This is a messenger RNA of Tripterygium wilfordii, 2005 nucleotides long. RefSeq names its product protein pleiotropic regulatory locus 1. Gene Ontology annotation, biological process: mRNA splicing, via spliceosome. The record is from RefSeq and is a predicted model, not a curated record. Bases 193 to 1650 code for a protein of 485 amino acids. The transcript is spliced from 18 exons. Lineage: Eukaryota; Viridiplantae; Streptophyta; Magnoliopsida; Celastrales; Celastraceae. Gene Ontology annotation, molecular function: protein binding. Gene Ontology annotation, cellular component: precatalytic spliceosome; catalytic step 2 spliceosome; Prp19 complex.